This is a messenger RNA of Hevea brasiliensis (rubber tree), 7301 nucleotides long. Its product is annotated as putative disease resistance RPP13-like protein 1. The record is from RefSeq and is a predicted model, not a curated record. NCBI's taxonomy places the organism in Eukaryota, Viridiplantae, Streptophyta, Magnoliopsida, Malpighiales, Euphorbiaceae. The transcript is spliced from 5 exons. Gene Ontology annotation, biological process: defense response to other organism. The coding region runs from base 190 to 4176 and encodes 1328 amino acids. Gene Ontology annotation, molecular function: ADP binding.
CCGCUAAUAAAGAAUUACUUCUCCAAAUAAUAGAUGGCCUGAUGGGUCCUCCUGAAACCACGUUGAAAACGAAACGCUUAGUCUACAGUGGAAAAAGAUAAGAUUUUUACUUGUUUUUGUUAAGGGUUUUAUGCUAUUGUUCGUUCUUGAACUCAUAGUCUGCAAGAAUUUGAUUCUCUGAUCUCUGUGAUGGAUAUUGCGACUACUAUUGGAGGUGCUAUUCUCUCUCCUGUUGUUGAGGCGCUGUUUGAUCAGUUGGCCUCCCAGGACUUGCUCAAGUAUGUUCGUGAAGGAAAAGUGCUUACUGAGCUCAACAAGUGGAAGGAGAUUUUGGAGGAUAUUUAUGAGGUGCUUGACGAUGCAGAGGAGCAGCAGAUGAAGAGGAAGAACCAGAGGGUGACGAUGUGGACAAACAAGCUCAGGGACUUGGCUUAUGAUGUGGAGGACAUUCUUGAUGAGUUUCACAUCGAAGCUCGUCGACGCGAGUUGAAAGCUGGUGCAAGCAAGGUACGAAAGCUCAUUCCUACUUCUUAUUCUGGGUUGAAUUUCAAUGCUGAGAUGAUCUCCAAGAUAAAGGGAAUUACUAUCCGAUUAGAAGAUAUGAGGUCACAGAAAAAUCUCCUGGAUUUGAGUUUGAGAGUGAUUGAUGAUGGUGGGAGGACCAGUAGAGUGAGAGAUAGAACCACAACCUGUGUGGUGAAUAAAGCAGAGGUUUAUGGGAGGGAGGAAGAUAAGAAGGCGAUACUUGAAUUUUUGAAUACUGAAUCAAGUGAUGCAAGAGUCCCUGUGAUUUCCAUAAUUGGAAUGGGAGGCCUUGGCAAAACAACUCUUGCUCAGCUUAUCUUUGAUGAAGUUAGAAUGAAGUUUGAUUUGGCUGCUUGGGUUUCAGUUGGCGAUGAUUUUGAUGUUUUUAGAAUUACCAAUGCAGUUCUUCUGUCGUUUGAUAGACAUUUUGAUGCCAAAAAUAAUUUGAAUUUACUUCAAGAAAAAUUGAAGGAAAUGCUGUCUGAGAACAAAUUCAUGAUUGUCCUAGAUGAUGUUUGGAAUGACAAAUAUGAGGAUUGGACUCUCUUUCGUGGUCCCUUUGAAUAUGGGGCUAAAGGAAGUAGAAUUAUUGUCACAACUCGUGAGCAAAGAGUUUCAAGGAUGAUGGGCAGUGUUCAAGCUUAUCCUCUAAAGGGGUUGUCAGAUGGUGAUUGUCUCUCUGUAUUUGCACAACAUGCUUUGGGAGCAACAAAUUUUGAUGAGCACUUGGAUCUGAAAGCAAUUGGUGAAAGAAUCGUGCAAAGAUGUGAUGGGUUGCCUUUGGCAGCUAAAGCUAUUGGAGGCAUCCUACGAGGUCAACCAAACCAGAAGGUGUGGGAAAAAGUGUUGAGCAAUGACAUUUGGGAGGACAAAACUGGCAUUCUUCCGGCGUUGAGAUUGAGCUACUAUCAUCUUCCUGCUCAUUUGAAGAGAUGCUUUGCUUAUUGCGCAAUUUUUCCAAAAGAUUAUGAAUUCGAUGAGAAUGAGCUGGUUCUACAAUGGAUGGCGGAAGGAUUUUUGCGGCAACAGAGGGAAAUGAAGCAUAUGGAAGACUUGGGACAUGAAUAUUUUCAAGAUUUAUUAUCUCGAUCCUUUUUUCAACAGUCUACAAGCAAUAAAUCACGGUUUGUAAUGCAUGACCUAAUUAAUGAUCUAGCUCAAUCUGUUAGUGGAGAACUAUGCUUUAAUUUGGAUGAUAAGUCUAAGGUCCCAAAUUCGUAUUCAAAGGUUCGCCAUUCUGCAUUUACUUGUCAUUUCAUUGAGAUCUUCCAAAGGUUUGAAGUUUUCUAUGAAAUGAAUAGUUUAAGAACGUUCUUAGCGCUGCCAAAACUUUCAUCAGAUGAUCCAUCGCCGUAUAACUUUUUAGCUGGUAAGGUGGUGCAUGAUUUGGUGCCAAAGUUGAAAUGUUUAAGGGUGCUAUCACUAGCUGGUUAUCAGUUUACAGAGUUGCCACAUUCCAUUGGUGCCUUGAAACAUUUACGGUAUCUUGACUUGUCUUACACUUGUGUUGAAAGAUUACCUAAAUCGUUGAGUAAUCUUCGCAACUUACAGACGCUGAAGUUAUACGAGUGUACGGAACUCAUUGAGUUGAAUGCAGGCAUUGGCAAUUUAAUCAACUUGAUGCACCUUGAUCUUAGUGGUACAAAUAAUUUGCAAGGGAUGCCACUGGAGAUAGCUAAUUUGACAAAUCUGCAAACAUUGUCUAAGUUUAUUGUGGGAGAAGGCAAUGGACUUGGGAUAAAAGAUUUGAUGAAAUUUCGUCAUCUAGAAGGGCGGCUUCAAAUUGAGGGGCUACACAAUGUGGUGAACAUUCUAGAUGUAGAGCUUGCAGAUCUAAGGAAGAAGGAGAGUCUUGAUGAAUUGGCAUUGGUAUGGAUUGAUAAUUUUCAUUAUUCACGAAGUGAUGAGAAUGAAUUAAUGGUACUCAGCUUGCUACAUCCUCAUCAAAAGCUGGGAAAGCUUUUAGUUAAAUUUUAUGGUGGUAAGAAAUUCCCAUCAUGGAUAGGAGAUCCCUCAUUCACAAACAUGGUGGAUAUAAAGCUCUACAGGUGCCAAAAUAUUACGCUACUACCACCACUGGGAGGACUACCCAAACUUACAAAACUGAGCAUAGAAGGCAUGGGUGGAGAAAAACAAGUGGGUGUUGAGUUUUAUGGGGACAACACUUCUUCUGUGUUGCCUUUUCCAUCUCUGGAGACUCUAGAAAUUAAGAAUAUGUUGGAGUUGAAGCAAUGGGCUUGUUCUGAUGGUCUCAAUGAAGAAGUUGCCGGAAAUUUUCCAAAACUGUGUGAACUGACAAUAAUUAAUUGUCCUAAGUUGAUUGGAAAACUGCCUAGCUGUUUUCCUUCCAUCAAGAAACUGAAUAUUGAAGAAUGCCAAGAGAUGAUUCUCAAGACUGUGCCUGAUCUGAUCUCCCUCACAACCCUAAGCAUUAAGAGAAUUUCAGGGUUAGAAAGUUUACAUGAAGUGGUUACACAGGCCUUGGUGGCACUUGAAGAUCUGGAGAUUGUUGAUUGUGGUCAACUGGUAUACUUGUGGCAAGAUUCCACUAAUUUAGACAAACUUACUUGUCUGAGUCAUUUAAAGAUCGAAAGAUGCAAGAAGCUUGUGUUUUUGGUAGGGGGAGAGGAAGGGCUUUUACCUUGUAUGCUUGAAGAUUUGAACAUAGACCAUUGUUAUGAAUUGGAAAGUCUGCCAAAUGGGCUGCACAGCCUCACAUCUCUCAGAGUUUUACGCAUCUGUUCUUGCUUAAAGCUUGUGUCCUUUCCAGCUGCAGGUUUACCUUCCAGUCUUAAAAUUCUCCUGAUCUCAUUUUGUAAUUCUCUGGAGUCCAUGCCAGAGGGCAUUAUGCAUGAUAGUGAUACUAGCAAUGAGAUGUCUCAUCUUGAGGAUUUGCGUGUCAUAGGAUGUCCAUCUCUUUUAUCCCUUCCAAUUGGUGAAAUUCCUCAGUCGGUUAAGUUUCUUGGGUUUUGCUAUUGGACGACACAAUUAUUGGAGUCACUUGGUGGUAGAUUCUCGCAUCUCACGGCAUUAAAAAUAUGUGAAUCUCCAAAGCUAGAGUCUUUCACAGAAAGUGGAUUGGUCAUCCCCAAUCUUUGCUCUUUAACCAUAGAGUAUUGUAAGAAUUUGAAGUCAUUACCUAAUCAGAUGCAAAAUCUCAAAUCUCUUGUAUCUCUAGCUAUAAGAAAUUGUGGAGGUUUGGUGUCCUUUCCAGGAGGGGGUUUACCUCCAAACCUAACUUAUCUUGAAAUUUCGGAUUGCAAGAAUCUGACACAGCCAAUGUCGGAAUGGGGACUCCAUAGACUCACCUCUCUUAGAGAAUUUGCAAUCAUUGGUAGAAGUCCUAGUACAGAUUUGGUUUCCUUUCCAGAUGAGGAAGGCCAACUGCUUCCCUCUUCCCUAACCUUUCUUUACAUCAAAGGAUUUGAGAAUCUGAAAUCCAUAUCCGCAGGCCUUCACAACCUCACAUCUCUUGAUGAUUUAUCGAUUUACCAUUGCCCUAAAAUCCAAUCAUUGCCAACGGAGGACCUUGCCAGACUUGGAACCUUGCAUAUCUCAGGGUGUCCCUUUCUGGAAAAACGGUGCACAAAAGAGAAAGGAGAUUAUUGGCGCUUCGUUGCUAAUAUCCCCUGUCUUGUAAUCUAUUCUUAAUAAAAUCUGGAAAGAAUUCUGUGCUCAAGAAACACUGAUGGUAGGAUGAAGGCAUUUCACAAAUGAGGUAUUACUCUUCUUUUCUCUCUGACUUAGGGCUAAAAUUGUUCUUAUAUGUAACAUCAUUUUUUUUUAAUUUUUAUCACUUUCGUUCAAUUGUAUACUUCAUAGUUCUUACAUGUAUGGUGUUUCGUUCAUAAUACAAUACCCAAGUUCUGGCUAUAGCUUGUCAUUGUAUUAUGGCAUCUGCUACUUUAUAAUCAAGCAGUUGUCAUCUUUUUUUUUUUUUUUUUUUGGUUCAGCAGUUUUCUUUUGAUGUUUUAUGUAUCUUCACUCUUUAAAUUCACUACUUGAUGAUGGUGGUUGAGGAUUUAUUUUAUUUAGUUCCUCAGAUGCUACUUCACCAUGUAUAACUGAAAGAGUCCCUAUUGAUGAUGUUGAAGAAUCAUUAAUUGGAUUAUUGAUGACAUUAUCAUGCUAAAUCUUGCUCAUGGGCAGUACCAGGUUUGCUCAUAUUGGGAUGCUUGAAUAUCUACAGACAUGACCUUUUGUUCCUGCAGAAGUGAAUCUCGGUUUCAUACUGUAACUGAAUUCAGAGUUGCACUGUUGCUAGCAAGCAGUCCAUGGUUUUACGCAGAGGGAAGAGGUCUUGUAACCCCAAAUGGACUGUAUUUUACAUAUUAUAUCGUGCAAGCUUCAAAUCUUUACUCAACAUGAUGAAUUAUUAAAUGGCUGCACAACUUGCAUAAACAGGGGAACCUGUUUAGUGCUUCCCGGUAGACUGAGUAACAGGACUUAAAGAAUGAAGAAUGAUUCGAGGACAGACUAAGCUGGAACUUUGGCCAGCUCCCAAUUCUUAAAAGACCUUGGAAUGAGGAUCAAUUUCCCUCAGGAUACAACCUACUUUCGUUGAGGUUUGUUCCUUAUUCUUUAAUGGUUUGCUUCUCUUGUAAAUAAAUAAAUACAAACAAAAUUAAGUGUUUGUCUGGUGCUAAUUGACUGUAAAUAAAUUGAGAUUUCCCCUAUUCUUGAAGAAUCUUUCAUUGGAUUGUAGAUGACAUGCUAUAUCUUCCUCAAGCAGUACUGGAAUCAUGGUAGCUUCUAUUAUUUAUCAUUUUGUUUCUGUUUGAUCUUCUUUUAUUGUACACCAAAUUUUAGGUUCACGCAUGUUUCCUUAAUCGUGCUACGUCUUGCAUUCUUGCUUGUGGCAGUAGUGUAUACACAGACUUACAAUCAUGAUAGCUUUUAUUCAUUCACCUUUAUGUUUCUGUUUGACUCCUUUUGUUGUAUGCCAAAUUUUGGUUCAAAUGAUAGAAUUCUUUCAUUAAGGUUUGCUCAUAUUUGGCAGACUUAAAAAGCUGCUGUCACCUUUUGGUUUCAGCAAAACAGAAUUUGGAUUAUCAUUAAAGCUUGCUAGGAUCAGUUAAGAACUCAAUCCCUCUGGAUUUCAGUCAUUAUUGAUUUACCUAUUUUUUCUAGAUAAGCUUUUGAUCAAAGGUAAAUAUUGUUGUCCUGGUCCCUGGGAGAGGUCUUUGUAACCAAAUUGACUAGAUUUUACAUACAAUAUCUGGUUAUUUUCAAGUCUGUGCGUAUCAUCAUGAAUUAAGAAAUGCCUCCACCACUUAUGUUAACAGGGGGCCUGCCUGACUCUUCCUGAUAGACUGGGUAUCAGAUCUUAAAGGAUGAAAAAGAAUUUUGCAAUGUCUUGAGCUUGAACACAUGCAGAAGACAAGGCGAGUUCCUGAUUUUUGAAAGACCUGGAAUGCGAACUUAAAGAACAAGUUUGGAUUUAAGCUAAUUAUUUUUAUUUCUUAGGCCAGAGAUAAUAAGGUUACAUCCAGUGGUCAGAGUUACUUUGCUUUUUGCAAAAUGUGAUAUCAAGGUUAGCUUUCAUAAUAGUUGAACUGUUAAGUCUAUUUACCAAUUAUGCUCAAAUAUCUUAUUUUAUUAUUUCUUAUAAGCUCAAAUAUUUCCCUACAGUUUGCUUUAUAUAUGAUAUAUAAACUUAGAGGGUGGCCUUAUUGUAACGGUAAAAGUUACUCUGCUUGUGACCUAGAGGUCACGGAAUCGAGCCAUGGAAACAACCUAUCUAUAAAGUAGGGAUAAAGCUACAUACAUCAACCCUUUCCCAGAGCCCACAAGUAAGAGAUGUUUCAUGCAUUGGGUCACCCUUUAUAUGAUACAUAAACUUCCUCAACUUUGUGUGUGUGCAUAUAGUUCAAACAGAAACUAGUAUACAUCAUUUACCGGGGAAAAUUAUUCACCCUUCCUUUCAAUCUACUGUUCUGAUUGUUGCAUGGCAUCUAUUUACAUCUUGUUUUGACAAGUACCCAAACAAAAUAUGCAUAUGUUUCAUCUGAAAAUCUCAUAUUUUAGCAGCAUUGCAUCAGUUCAAAUGCUUCUGAAUUGCAUCAGUUCUAGGACACUACUAGACAGUCAUGAUAUUGAUCUUCUGAAUUGGAUUGCAGGUUUACACUCAUAGCACCUGAAGAGACUUAUGUGAAGCAAAAGAAGCAACUUCUGCCUAGAUAUUAAAGUAUGUGCCCAUUCAUGAAGAAAUAUUCCUAUACAAUCCCAUUUUCUCCACAUUAAUGGAUUUUUUGCUGUUCAAGAUGGAAGAGGAGCAAUAUAGGAAAACUCCAAAAUUCUGUACCAUGGUCCCUGGAUACAACCUGUUUAUUUGGAGGCAUAUUUCUUAUUCCUGAUUAAGAAAAUUUUCAGCAUACAUUUUGAGCCUAGGUCCAUUUUUGUGAGACAUGAGACGCCUUCUUUACUGCCUGUAUUGCUUCCUAAAGGCAAACGAUAAAGGCCAUUGAGGUUGUGAAGUUAUUUGAGCAUGUUGUUCUGCCUGAAAACUUGGAAUCACAAAAUUUUUCAAUGUACACGAUGAUUCAAAGCCUCAGUCAUCUUAGCAAGCAAAGCCGGUGGAGAACCUGAAGAGAUAUCAAUGUUGGGCAUUCAUUUUCCUGCUAGAUUGUCUCAUGAUCUCUGAAGGCAUUUUUAAAGACAUGUAUGUUGACCAUGUAGCUCAAUUAUCUUCUUUGAAAGGGUUGAAACCGAAGGUUUAAUGUUCGAAUUGUAUGCCUUUAGUAGGGCUUAAUAAAAGACGCUGCAAAUUGUAUGCC